AUGGGCACGGGAGGUGUAGCGCUGGUCGCCGCCGCCGUCGCCGUGGUGGUGGUCACGAGGCUGUGGACGGUGCUGCUCCACCUGGUAUGGCGCCCGUACGCCGUCGCGAGGGCGUUCGCGCGGCAGGGCGUCCGCGGGCCGCCGUACCGUGUCUUCGUGGGCAACAGCAAGGAGGUUCAGGCGAUGCGGGCGGCGACGAGCGGCGACACGCUGGACCUCACCUCCCACGACUACAUCCCGCGCGUGAUGCCGCAGUACCGCGCGUGGAUGUCACUCUACGGCAAGGUGUUCCUGACGUGGUCCAGCUCGACUCCGGCGCUGUUCGUGGGCAGCUACGACAUGGUGAAGCGGGUCCUCUCCGACAAGUCGGGGCUGUACGGCAAGCCGAACCCGGGCCCCACCAUACUGUCCCUGAUGGGCAUGGGCCUCGCCUUCACCAACGGCGACGACUGGUCGCGCCACCGCCGCGUCGUGCACCCGGCGUUCGCCAUGGACAAGCUCAAGUCGAUGACGGGGGCGAUGGCGGCGUGCGCGGCGGAGGUGAUCCGGGCGUGGGAGGCGCGCGCCGCCGCAAGCGGGGACGGGGAGGGGGUGACGGUGGAGGUGGGGCAUCAGUUCACGGAGCUCACCGCCGACGUGAUCUCGCACACAGCGUUCGGCAGCAGCUACCGGCAGGGGAAGGAGGUGUUCCUGGCGCAGCGGGAGCUCCAGUUCAUCGCCUUCGCCUCCAUCAACAGCGUGCGCGUGCCGGGCAUGCAGUACGUGCCCACCAAGGCCAACGUGCGCCGCUGGCAGCUCGAGCGAACGGUGCGGGGCACGCUCAUGGCCAUCAUCGGCGAGCGCCUCGCCGCUGCGAAGGAGGCGAGGGGCUACGGCAGCGACCUGCUCGGCCUCAUGUUGGAGGCCAACGCCGCCGGCGACGACGGCGGCAAUAGGCAGCAGGCCAUGAGCAUGGACGAGAUCAUCGACGAGUGCAAGACCUUCUUCUUCGCCGGCCACGACACGACCUCGCACCUCCUCACCUGGGCCAUGUUCCUCCUCGGCACGCACCCAGAGUGGCAACAGCGGCUCAGGGAGGAGGUGAUCCGGGAGUGCGGCGGCGCCGAGGUGCCCCUCCGCGGCGACGCCCUCAACAAGUUCAAGCUCGUGAGCCCCCUCCACCUUAAGCUUAUUAAGCUAGCUAGCGCCAAGCAGGUGUAUAUCCGCACGGUGAUCGCCUGCGAGCGUGCAUGUGCAUCACAGCCAUGUUCUUAUGUUGUUUCGCAGGUGACCAUGGUGCUGUACGAGACGCUCCGGCUGUACGGCGCGGUGCCGAUGAUCGCGAGGCAGGCGACAGCGGACGCGGACCUCUGCGGCGUGAAGGUGCCCAAGGGCACCCUCCUGCUGAUCCCGAUCGCGAUGCUCCACCGCGACGAGGAGGUGUGGGGCGCUGACGCCGGCGCGUUCAACCCGCUCCGGUUCCGGGACGGCAUGGGCAGGGCGGCGGCGCACCCGAACGCGCUGCUGUCCUUCUCCUUGGGCCCGCGGUCGUGCAUCGGGCAGGACUUCGCGAUGCUGGAGGCCAAGGCCACGCUGGCGCUCAUCCUGCGGCGGUUCGCCUUCGAGGUGGCACCGGAGUACGUGCACGCGCCGGUCGACUUCCUGACGCUGCAACCGUCGAAAGGGCUCCCGGUCGUGCUCAAGCUCUUGGAUGUGUAG
Molecule: messenger RNA, 1698 nt
Organism: Miscanthus lutarioriparius
Lineage: Eukaryota; Viridiplantae; Streptophyta; Magnoliopsida; Poales; Poaceae
Source: the annotation of a GenBank genome assembly